Messenger RNA from Papaver somniferum (opium poppy), 696 nucleotides. Its product is annotated as luc7-like protein 3. The record is from RefSeq and is a predicted model, not a curated record. The transcript has 2 exons. Bases 1 to 696 code for a protein of 231 amino acids. NCBI's taxonomy places the organism in Eukaryota, Viridiplantae, Streptophyta, Magnoliopsida, Ranunculales, Papaveraceae.
AUGGCAGGCAAGUCUUCUCAGAGUGCAGGGUUUGUGGGAGUUCCUGAAGAGUCUCCUCUGCCGUCAUCUGCUGCAUCUCCAGAUUCACAAGAAUAUAUACAAGCCAAGGCUCUUCUUUCUUCAGUGAGGAUUGCAGUGUUACAGAAGAUACAAGAGGAUGUGCGAUCUAAGAUCGAUCGGCAGUUGCAACUUCAAGUCCAACAAAGGGAGGAACAGAAGGCUGCUCGAGAACGAGAACGAGAAGAGAGAAGGCGAGAGAGAAAAGAUGAAGAGUGGGAGGAGAAGCAAGCGGAGAAACAAGCAAAGGCACCCAAGUAUGGAAGUGUAACUGAAAGUGAUUCUAAGUCAAUUGAUGGGUUUGAGGCUGAGGGAGAGAUGGAGACCAUUGAUUUGGAUUCAGAUGCUUAUGGUGGUCAAGAAGAGGACAAUCAUGGAAGAAUGGUGUAUGAUGAGAAGCAUUUAAGGAGCCGGUUUGAGUAUGAAAUUGCCAACCCCAAGAUCUUAUCAAGAACCAUGAAUGAGGGUGAAUCAAAAAGAUUGAAAGUAAGUUUGAAUGUGCUUGAUUCCGAAGAUGAAAAUGAGGAAGAUAGGAAUGAUGCUUCAUCUUCCAGUGGGACUUGUCCUGCAUCAUCUGACAGUGACAGCGAGCACUAUGAAGAGAAAGGAUUGGACACUGAUGAAGAUGAUUGGUUGUAA